GUUUCCCGUUACCACUAGAGGGCGGUACGAAAGUUUAGUGUGAUAAAUAAAAGACAUCUGCUGGUGUGCUGACUAUCGUGUUAGAGAAAAUCAACAACGUGUUACGAAAGUACCAAUUCUUUGUUACUUCUGAUUCUACAUUCUAAAGGAGCCAUGGCACACAGUAUUCAGAGACUUGGGAUUUCCAUGUCUGGGUUAAGUAAAAUGAUCAACAGAGGAUACCAAAGACCACUGACUCUUGUACGAACAACGACAUCAGCGUCUAAAGCAGAAACUCCAGUAUCUAGUGAGCACGAACUUACCUACCAUCGCCCUAAUUCAUUCGAAAAACGUCUGUUAGUUUGGUUCCGGAAAUACCCAUCCUACGUUGAAGUGCCCGACUUCAUUCCACAAAACGUGAUGGAACGCGUCCGUAACAAGGCUCGUAUAAGGCUGAACAUCUAUUUCUGUAUCUUGGCUGCCAUUGGCUGUUUCGCUAUGGUUGUUAGUGGCAAAAAGGCGCACAAUAGAGGAGAGUCCAUGAGGAAGAUCAACGAAGAGUUUCACGAGAAGCACGCGCAUAAGAACUAAGUCUCACUCGCUAUGUACGUUUAUGAUAUAAUAAUCAUAUUCUGUUUCUUCUGGCAGAUACGCUCUCUUGAAGAUGGCUGUUAUUAGUUUUUAGAAUUACUCUAUAAGUAAUUAUCAUUUAACUAUAAACCUGAAACCUUUAACUUGGUGAUUUUUAGCACAUUUGAUUACCAGUAGUUAAUGUUAGUUAUAUCUGGAUGUGAUUGAUAGAAACGUUAAUGUAAAAACUGAAUACCGUAAGUCGUAGAACACGUACGUAAUGUUUAGUUUUUAAGGCAAGCCUUCUUUCUUCUAAUAACAUAUCAAAAUUUUAACAAAGUAUAAUCGUAAACUAGAUUCUUUUUUUAACACUUAACCAACUUUAACAAUAUAAGAGAAUAUUUGAAUACAUCUAGAAUAAAUCUGUAAUCUCAUUGAACUUUAAAUGAUGGUGUUUUCUUUUAAUAAAAAAAAAUAAAGAAAUUCUCCCAAAAUAAAGAACUGGUUAGGACUAAAAUAUAUUGUGAAUACUUGCAAUCUACAGUCACUUUAAAUUUUUCUAUACGUAAAACUAUAUAAUGUUCCAAAUUUUUGCUACUACAGUUUAGGUUUGGGGAAACUUGAUUUUUAUAUGGGAAAUGAACUUUUGUAUAUUUUAUAGUAUAUUUCAGGUACGUUGGAGAAUGUAUAAUUGUAUGUUAACUGUAACAGACGAAAUUUAUGUGCUUAAUUUUAUAGGUAAGUCCAUGUAUUUUUUAAUAUUUUUUUUUAAUUAAAGUUUUGCUAACCCUUCUCACUGUUACUUACAGAAGAGUUUGUUUACUGUAAUUGUUAAGUAAUAAUAUAAUAUACUGUGUAUUACAUAAUAGAUCUGAAGAUGUUUGUGUUUGCAAAUAAAUAUUUAGUGUCUGA
Limulus polyphemus (Atlantic horseshoe crab) is the source of this 1461-nucleotide messenger RNA. Its product is annotated as UPF0389 protein CG9231-like. The transcript has 4 exons. The coding region runs from base 154 to 570 and encodes 138 amino acids. The record is from RefSeq and is a predicted model, not a curated record. NCBI's taxonomy places the organism in Eukaryota, Metazoa, Arthropoda, Merostomata, Xiphosura, Limulidae.